UGGUCCCGGGAGUGCUGAACCAAGUAUACGCUCUCUGCAGCUCCACCUUCGACAUCGCCAACGUCUACAGUUUCGACGCCGCCGAAGACGGAGCCAAGCCGGACACGCCCGUCAUCUGCGGCCUGUCCUACCUCGUGCCCUUCGAUCUUGCCAACCUAGGCAGGGAGACACAAGUUGUAGACAUAUGGGAGAGCUUCUCAUUCUUCCUUGUAAGUGUGGUGAUAACCUGGACGGCCUUAGUGCUUCCAGUUGCCCUCUUGACACAGGGUUUCAUAGGAGCCCCUGAUCAUACUAUAAAUAAAAGAAAAAAGCGAAGUUUACACAUGCGGGAGAUCUUACAGCUGGGAAUGGCAGAAAGUUGGGAGUGGGAAAAAGCUCUUCGUCAAAUCUCCCUUGAUGAUCUCCUAAUGCUCCUUGAACUACCAGAGUAUGAGUGCCGAAGUAGAGCCUUUUGUGAAUUUCACAAAUUUCUCACUUUGCUACCCCCUUCUGUAAUGACACUGUACAACAUGAUAAGCCCCCAUAUAAGUGGCAUGAAAAAGUACCGCAAGAGUAUCAUGACUGGAUUGGGAAGAGGAGACUGUAGUUGGAUACACAAGGGAUGCCCACUUGCACCUCUCGAGUUCAUAAACAGAAUAAAAACUCUCAAGAAAAAAUAAUGCUAGUCAAGCACCUGUUCAAAAAGAAUAAAUUAAUAAAUUGUAUUGCAUUUUGCUAGGGCAUUAUCUGCACAUGUUCAUAACUACAUGAUUACACAAGCUUAAUUAUUUAGCAAAAUAUAUGUAUUCACGAAAGUUUUAAACAUAUUUAAUUUUUAAUACAUUUUAAAGUCAGUUACAUUGUCAAUUUUUUAUAAGUAAAAGAAAUUAACCAUGUAAUAGUAUGGCAUUUUAAUAUUUCAUAAAAAAUACAUAUACAGGUAGGUCAAGAUGAAGGUAUAGGAUUGAUAUGUUUUUGAGGUGACACAUUUUGUAAAAGACUGUAUCAGUCUUCAUGGAACAUACAUAUUAACACUACAAAUAAUGUUUGAAAAAUAAAUGAUUUUCUUUUAAAUGACUGUCUAUGUAGAAAGAAACAUUACACAAGGUAAUUAAAUGGCCCAAAAAAUUAUGAACAUGAAAUCUGCAUAAGAAACAAGUAUAAAGAAGUGUUAUUAACCCAACUAAGAAAGAGUGAGAAGAAAGUUUGACACAAACUGGAGGUAAGUAAAGUUAAGAAUUGUUUUGUUUCAGGUUAAUCUGAUUUUCUUAAGACAAUAUUCUAAUGUAAAUGUAAUGUAAUGCUUCUUUUUAAUGUAAUUCAAAUUAUCAACAUUGAAUGAUUGCUAGAUCAAUUACACAUCAUAGUACUAAACAAACACUUAAUCUAACAUAUUUCAAUUCACACAAGACAAGGAGUCAUACUUUUGGAUUGUAUUGAAAAUAAAGUCAAAGUUAAAAACAUUACUGUCACCUCCUGGCAGCCUGUGAGGAAAAACAUUCACUGACAAAAUUAAAAUCAAAAGCUCUUGACAUAACAUCUGCUGGUUACUCAUUGAUAUUAUAUUUCCAAAAUUUUAUAUCCAAAAUAUUUAAUAUUAUCUUAGUGACUCAGUAAUAUCCUUGGUUUAGUACUUCAGUAAGUAUUCACUCUCAGUCCUAACAAAAGAGAUUCAGAUUGUGUUAUAGGCAAGCAUGUAGUAAACAAUUUUUUUUUU
Penaeus vannamei (Pacific white shrimp) is the source of this 1696-nucleotide messenger RNA. NCBI's taxonomy places the organism in Eukaryota, Metazoa, Arthropoda, Malacostraca, Decapoda, Penaeidae. The record is from RefSeq and is a predicted model, not a curated record.